AUGGACCUGGAUGGGUCUGAUGAGGAGGCCCCGGAGCCGGCGCAGAAGUGUCGCCGCCCGACACUAACAACACCAACAGUUCAGAAACCUCUUCAGUCGGCCUUCCUGACGGCUCCAGAGGAAGCGGCACAAGAAGAGGAACGACAAGGCUCUGUCUGCUCAGGGCUGUGUUUGUACGCCCCACAGGCUCAGGCGCCAGGCAUAUGUCUCCAUUCCCCUCCUGACAUGGACGAAAUGGAGCACAAGUUCACUCUGUGUGCCGUGGAACAGGCUGCUGCGGACUACCUACAUCGCCGCUGGGUCACCUUUGAGCAACUGGAUGCCCUGCUGGACAUUAUGCCCACCACCUCGGCCUGUCGCAAUGCAUCGGUGGCACUGCCACAGUCUACGGACCAACACAUGGUCACAUUCGGAGCAUACCAGCAGGGGCCAAUGGCCGGCCUGAGGACACCGACUCACCGUUUUCCGAUGGCGACGUGUCUCCUCAACACGGUCGUGCACACUGUGGCUGGACGCCAUCCACGCACGACCCUCUUCCUGGCGCGUAACAUGGCCUCUGGAUUGCACACAGACAAUAACCAAAAAGGGGUGAACAACCUCCUGAUCCCACUUUCCAACUUCGAGGGUGGCCACCUCUUUGUGGAGGACGACGCCGGGGAUUACUCACUGGACUCCGUUGGACCCAGAGGUCACGUUCUCCCCGUGACCCUGCCCUACCUUAGCUUUGACGCCUCACGACGACAUCUGGUACUGCCGUGGACGGGACGCCGUCUCAUACUCGGCACUUAUCACAUUCGAGAGGCGGACAAGCUCUCCGCACAUUCCGCUGUACACCUGAAGUAUUUAGGUUUUGAGGUGCGUCGCACAGAUACCGGCUCCUCUAGCUCGCAGCGGCAGCACAGCUGA
Symbiodinium sp. CCMP2592 is the source of this 906-nucleotide messenger RNA. The record is from the annotation of a GenBank genome assembly. NCBI's taxonomy places the organism in Eukaryota, Dinophyceae, Suessiales, Symbiodiniaceae.